Messenger RNA from Closterium sp. NIES-65, 2619 nucleotides. The record is from the annotation of a GenBank genome assembly. Lineage: Eukaryota; Viridiplantae; Streptophyta; Zygnematophyceae; Desmidiales; Closteriaceae.
AUGACGGCAGGCGCUUCAGUCCACGCUGGCAUGGCGCCGCUGGCGGCGUGCGCGGCGGCAUGGGGCGUGGCGUUCGUAGACCCGUCCGACCCCACGGAUUGUGGGAUCGCCCUCAACAUCACAUGCGACGCCGCCGGCAUGGUCGACUGGAUGGUGUUGAACAGCGGGGGCAUAGCAGGACCCAUCCCGCCCAGCAUCGGCGCCCUCAUCGGACUCACUCAUCUUGAUCUAGACAACAACGCACUGACCGGGUCCAUCCCACCCACCAUCAGCGGCCUCACACGCCUGCUCUACCUCGACCUGAGUUACAACCAGCUCUCCGGCUCCAUACCCACCGCCAUCGACGGCCUUCUCUCAAUCACUGAGCUCAACUUUCGCAACAACAGGCUUACUGGCAGCAUUCCUGCGGUUAUUGGCAAUCUCACCACACUCAAUGACCUCUACCUGUCAUCGAACCAACUGAACGGGUCCCUGCCAGCCAAGAUCGGCAACCUGCACCACCUCUCCACGCUGGACGUCAUAUCAGGCAACCAGCUAUCUGGCGUGGUACCACCUGUGCUUGGAGGCAUUCCCCUCGGAACCCUUUCGAUCUACGACUCCAACGUCACGUGUCCCACCGGCGGUUCCUGCCAGCUCAAGCAGGACCCCAUGUCCGCCUUCUGCCUCGAAUGCCCCGACUUCUGCGCCUCCUGCACGCCCUCCCCUGGAAGGCCCCCUCCCCCAGCCCGCUCCCCUCUCCCUGCGCCCGCGUUCCCACCACCACGUGUCCCCCGCUCCCCGCCCGCAGCAGCUUUCCCUCCCCUCAUCUCUCAACCCUCUCCCCCUCCACCUUCUCUCUCCCCUCCACCUCCCAGAAUCACUCUCUCUCCUCCUGUACCUACCACUUCCCCUCCUCCCGAGCUCUCUCUCUCACCACCUGCCCUCCCAUCCCAACCCUCGCCCUCGACCAAUCCCUCCUUGACUCCUCCUCCUUUUCCUCCUCCACUCCCCUCCUCCCCAUCCGUGCCUCCAACCAACAGCAGCAGCAGUGGUGGAGGGGUUUCAGUGGCAGUGGUGGCAGGGGUAGCAGCAGCAGCGGUGUGCGUGGUGGUGGUGCUGCUGGUGCUUGGGUUUUGCUGGUGGAGAAGCAAGAAGAAGAAGCAGCAUGUUCCAUCUGGCGCGUCCCAUGCCUCCACACAGCCAUUUCUGGACCCACACGCAACUGCAGCAGGGCAAGGAGAAGGAGCAAUGGCUGCAGCCAAGCCAUCCCUGGAGGCGACAAACAGCAGCGGCAGCGACAGCAAGCAUAACAGCAGCAGGAACAGCUCUGCCCCAUACCAACCAGUGACGCCCCUCGGGUCGACAGACGCGCCGCCCCUGUUCCACCAGUUUGCUCUGCGUGAGCUGGAGGCCGCCACGCAGUGCUGGUCCCCCGAUUGCAAGAUCGGCAGCGGGGCGUUUGGUGACGUGUACCGGGGGGUGUGCCCUGGGAAUGCGGGCAUGGUGUGGGCGGUGAAGCGCGCUCGGAUCAUCAGUGUGGACUUUAGACGAGAGGUGGACCAGAUGGCGACGAAACACCACCCCAACCUGGUGCGGCUGCUGGGGUUCUGUAACGACGUGGAUGCUGCAUCGCAGCUGCCGCAGCAGAUCCUCGUGUACGAGUUCAUGGGCCAGGGCGACCUUGCUAAGCGCAUGCGCACAGACGUCUCAUAUCUGCUGCUGUUGCCUGCUAUGGCCUGCUACGCCACCCCCUCUCACAACUUCCCCACUUUUCCGUUCGCCCUCGCCCCCCACCUCCCCUCGCCCUACCGUGAAUGCAUGUGGCACAGGCCAAGCUUUGGAGUGGUGAUGCUGGAGGUGGUGCUGGGGCGAGGCCCGGUGGUGCUGCUGGGCACAGAGUGCAUCAACAUCAAGGACUGGGCCGCCCCUCUCCUAGCUGCCGACGACCUCACACCACUGCUAGACCCCUCGUUACAAGCACAGCCGCCAGGCACCCUCCCCAGCAGCACCCACAGCCGGGAACAGCAGCUCCGUCUAACAAGGGCGCUGACAGAGCUGGGGCUGGCAUGCACGCACGUGCCCACGGCCUCGCGCCCCUCCAUGGCCUCCCUCAUCUCCUCCCUCUCCUCGCUCAAGCGCGAGUUCUUUGGCACACUGGAGGGCACGAGGGAUAGCAGUGGGGGGCGCAAGGGGUAUGGGAAUGCAGGCGCUGCUGGUGACGCUGCUGGUGGCGCUGGUGCUGGUGGUGGUGCUGGUGGUGGUGGUGUUGUGGGGAGGGUUAUUCACGAAGAGGAUGAGGAGAAUGGUGCGCUGGAGCUAUCAGACGGCAUUGGUGCAAGGGCUGGCGGAGUAGGAGCAGGAGCAGGAACUGGUGAAUUGGCAGGGGCAGCAGGAGAAGCGCCUGGGAAGCAAAAGGGAGAUGGAGGCGGGAUGGUGAGCGAUGUGGGAUUGCAGGAGAGUGCAGAGGAGGUGGAUAGGGCGUUCAUGGAGGGGCUGAAGGAGCAGGGGCGCACUCUGGACGAGGAGCUGUCCAUUCUGAACCACAUGCUCGUCAUGUCUGCCGUGCAGCAUAGUGGCAUGCACCUGUCCUCCUCCUCCGCCUUGCCAUCCCAUGAGCAUUCGGGGCGCAGUGGCUUUUGA